UUGAUCGAUGUAGUCAGUCAAAUGGGCACGAUUGCGUCAACCGAUGAUUCACGAGACAGAUCGAGACGCAGGCAAGAAUAUGGUUAUCUUCUACGCGAGGACACGGCCCAAGAAAAGCCGAUCCGAAGAAAAUCUUGCUGUGUUCGAGACCCUAACCGCAAGGACCGAGUAUUGGUCGGGGGAAGUUAGGAGAGAAGAGAGGACUGUAGAAAGAUAUGAUUUGCGAGAUGAGAACUUCGCAGUUCAUACUGGAAGGAGACUUUGCAGAGUCUGUAAGAGAGCGGGGUUGCAAUCGAAGAGCCCUUCGUCCGAGGUAUACCGUAACUGUACAGAUUACGAGGCAAGUUGUGGAAGCUGUCAAGGCCUAUAAACCGUAGAUUUUCCAUUGAUUCGAUGAAUCGGGACUUUGCAGGCAAUAACAUGAGUCAGUGCUGUACCGGAGAGCUCCACGCCGACCUAUUCUAUUCUCUCUUACUAGAUGAGACGGUAAUUUUCGUGCUCGUGGUCGAAGAAGCUGUGCCACUGUGUUGUAGAGGUAAUUGUGGACAAGAGCUCAGUGGCCUUUGAAAAUGUGCAAAAUUUUGAGAGGCUGUGGUGGAGGAACACGGCAAAUGCCAGUGGUUUAUUCUUCUUAGGUCAGUCGGGGAUUUGAUCAGAAAGAGUUUGCAAGUUUCGAGAGUAGAUUUUCGGUACCUGUGGGUAUUUGUCGGAUGUGGUUGUCAUUUGACAAAGCUGGCAACCCCUUGUUCGCGGUCAAUACCGCGCAGCCGAGCUUGACUCGGUUGCUUUGGCCUUCUUGGUGCGAACAUUGACUACCCGCUAGAAAUGCGGGUGUAUACUACGGCUCUUUCGUGACAGAAACUCGUGCCAGAUGUGUAGCAACAUCGUGCUGCGUCGAAUCAGUUGAAGAGCAGACGGAAAAGCAGCAAUGGGAUGAGAAUCGUACGAAUUGAGGAUUGUGUGUAAAGUACGUCUAUAUCGUAAAGAAUCUGAGGAGUAUCACCCGGAUCACAGUGGCGUGAUCAAAGCGGAGUGAAAGCCCGAUACGUUGACUCGACUCGAUGACGAGCGAGGUUUAUAGGGCCCGGGCGAGCAUUUGGAGCAGAAACUUCAAAGAAUCCAAGCCUCAUGUCUCAGGGAUUUCGAAAAGCCACGAGGAUCCCAUGCCGGAUUACAUCAGUCCCGAACUCGUGACGCUGAUAGCUCAGAACGCGCCAUCGGAGUUGGAAGUGUUCAAGAGCCCCAUCAAGCAGUGGAGCAGAGGGCCUUCUCGAGGUGGCUCCGAGGACUGGCAAGACCGUGGGGAGGGUGGGUGGAUCAAACGAGCGAUUGAAUUCGGGAUCCAAGAACUCUUGCAUUCUGGUAACGGAAGCAACAACAAUCCGAGACUGACGAGGAGGGACGCGCGGCGCAGCUGUCCGGAGGCGACCUGGAGUGGCUACGACACGGAAGAUAGUCGGGCACCGAGGGCUCCAAGGGCUCCAAAGGUGAAGAACGUGAAGAGAAAGAGACCAGAAAGCCUGGACGUCGGCAAAUCGGAGUCCCCCCGAGAUGAGACGGGAGAUCCCGUGUCUCGGGAAUCCGCAUCUCCCAUCCAACCAAAUCCCCGCACGGACCAGAAGGAUAACCACGUAGGGGCCACCGCUGACGAGGUUGCUCCGUCUUCGAAAUCAGUUGGUUUCACAUCUUCCGGCGUCGAUCAGAAACGGGAGGUGCGCAGGCCGGCUUCUGCCCCGGCCGUAUCCACUUCGAGAUACGAAAGUGACGCCCUGAACGCGAAGCCCUGGAGGCAUGGCAUGAAAAAGCGUACAUCCACAGAGCUCAAACCGACCGACACCAUAUCCUGCAAAAGAAAGGCCCCAGUAGACCCUAAGAAGCACUUCGAGGUAAAUCCCAUGGCUCCGACGGGAAUGUAUGCUUGAGUCAAGCUUAUCCACUUUGACUUGGUCACCUCCGGGCUUGCACUCCCGUCGAUGACGACGGAGCACCCUUCGUGGGUGGAUGACCCCCACCUAACACUUAGUACGUUGAUCUCUAGGUGAAGAAAUACAUGGAGACGAAGCUGGCGCAGCAGAGGCACGAGAGGCAGAAGCAGAAGGCACGAGCGGAGGCUGCCGUCGCCGCCCUCAAGGAGAAGCAGCGGAAGCUGGACCUGGAAUGCCAAGCCUUGCUCAGAUCACAGGCUGCUGACGUCAAGGCCAAGCAAAAAACAUUCCCCAGACCACCCUGGACAUCAGAGUACGUGACACUUGCUGAGACUUUUCGCCCUUGGUCGAGUGCUUCAACAGGUGACUUGCCUCCUCCCAAGGUUCCGCGAAACCAGGAACCUGUGCCAUUGGACCUAUACACGUCCAUUUCGACUUACGAAGCCGCACAACAGUCCACUCUCGGAGAAGGUUGUAAUAGAUCGAGCUUCUCGCAGUUGGCAAAGAAGAGAGGAUCCGAGAAGAUCAAAACGAGGAAAGGAGAAAAACAGCUACAGGGAGCGAACAUGACAUCAGAUAUGUACGAGCUUGCUUUUCCUCGGACGCAUCGACCUCAUGCUUCGCAUCCCCAGACUCGCACUCCGACUCAAAAGAAGGUCCCUCUCGCCAAAAAAGCCAGAUGGAAGUCGAAGGGAAAGUCUCUCAAAAGGUUCAUUCCCGAGACGAUUUACCAGCUCCAGUUGCCACAAAAGUAUGCCUCGGUAUAUAUUCUUCUUCACGCUAACCAUCUCACCGGUUUCGUGUAACUGCUCUUUGUGUCUAUAUCGCACUCAUCUUUGGAGGUGUAACAUCAAAGGAGGAAUAGAAAUCAAAGUCUGAUUAACCACUACGCUCACGCUACAAGAGUAUAAAGGCGCUGUCAGAAAAAGUUUGUAGUGGACCAAGGGAAAUGCGAUUCAGGCAACCGUUUGUAAAGAGGUCGACAAUGCACUGUUUCCGAUGUUUGUUCUGUUGUUCUGUACGAUGUCUUGGGGACAGAAAUAUUGUCCACCUUUGAACGUUUUGAACUGCAAGCUGCAUGUGGUCCUCAGAGCUAGCCAGACGCACAUGCAUUCUAAACCCGAGUGGGUGGGUGGAAGACAAGAUAGAGGAUUACAGGAGGUCCGCGUUUUACUUAAUGUAAAUCAAUUAGCAUUGGCACAGUGGUCAACCGAGAUGUGCAUGCUAAAAUCAUGUUCGCGCAUGUUAUCUUUGCCAGCACAAAAGUGUUGAUUUGCUGGCUUACCGGAGAACUGGAAGGAGCUCACGUACAGCACUCACUGGAAGUCAAUGCAGAGAAUCCAGAGAAGCUCGAAUGCAGAAGCGCAGUAAGAGCUGUUUUCAGAAGGGGUUUACUAACAUCCUCCAACGGGAUGAUUGUUACGCAAUUGCUGCUCUUAAGGAGCAUGGAGAUGAUUUCUGCAUUGGGUCCAAGGUCAAGCGACAUAAGCCAACGUCUGCUCCGGCUGCAGCACAAAUCAGCUCACCGCAAAACGACUUGAAUCCAAAAUAUUAUCAUCUGAGGCAAGUCAAAGGACAUGGGGGUGUUAAGUCCAAGGAACCAUCGCUGCAAGACAUAGCGAAACUCAUGAAGUCGAGGCUUUCUCCUGGUUCUAGACAGGAGAGAACCAGUAGGAUCAGAAAAUCUGAUUCACCAGGUACGAUAAACCCAAGGAAAUACAGUCGGUAUUCGUCGCUCAGUCCCACUAAGCACCUGGGUGACGGAACCAUUUUACGAAAUCUGAAAGACACGAGGAAUGAGUCGCUCAGUCCUCGUAAGGACUUGAGAGACGACGCGAAGGCUCAGGAAAUGCAUAGAGAUAGAAAUCUAACGACAAUGAAAGAGUCCCUCAGUUCUUACAAAGAUCUGAGAGAAGAACCUGCUAUGAACAAUCUUCGUUCCUGGAGGCAGGACUCAAGUACUGUAGAGUCCGAUAUAAACAAGGAAGUUACCCGGACUAUAAGAAGGCAAAGGAUGCAAAUGCUGAGGAGUUUGGCAGAACAGCUGGUGAAGCGCGUGGACGCAGCCUGCGCUGAGCAGCAGCUUCAAACCACUCAUCAGAUUGUGUCGGAGUCGACAUUUGAAGCUCAUAUGGAUCUUGACCAUGAGCCUUUGAAUCAGCAGGUUGGGUACUGUUGCACAGAUGAACCACUGGAAGUAGAGCUGAAAAUUUGUAGUCACUCUCCUCAGCCGGACAUCCUUCAUCAUGGGCAUCUUAGUGAAUCAGAACAAGCAGGUUGUGAAAUUGUCGAAUUGCGAAAUGCUGAACACAUAUCAGAAGUUGUUCCCAGCGUGAAUGAGGUUAUAAGAGACCCUGUCACAGUAGACACUUUAGAGCUGGAAAAUGUUCCAGGCAGUGAAACAUCUCCCCGUGACUGGAACAUGGUUGACAAGGGAAUGAGUACCGAUAACAUUCCCUCUGGAUGUUCCAGUUAUGGUCCAUCCUCCCCUUCCACCGAUUCAAGUAGCCCAGUAAUUUUACCGACGGGUGCGAAGUCUUACAUCGGGAGAAUUAAGCGCAACAAGAAUGUGGAAGAGCAGGCACGAAAGAGGCAAAAGGAAGCUUGGACGUUGCCUGCAGAGGAGGACAUUCACAGUGUCAUAAAUUUGUACACACAACAUUGGCUUUCGAGGGAAAAGAAGAAGAAUAAAGAGAGGUGUGACUUAACACACAUUGGUCAAGAUGAAUUCGAGGAGAACGCAUGUCCUAGGUUGAGAUUACGUACACCACUCCAGGAACAUGCACCAGAGAAGCAUAGAUUCAAAUUCGGAUCAGCCCCACUGUGUAGUGAGUUGGAAAUGUCAGACCGUUAUAUCAAAUCUUUGGAGGCAGAUUGCCUUACAUCCACGAAAUCUGCUGACUCGUCUGGCGUACACACAGAACUGCCUGAGAAUGAUCUCAGAGAGCCGGUUGGGAACAUCAUGCAAGACAGUACUGUUGAUUAUAUCGACGUCGUACAGACACCAUCACCUCUUGGCGAAUCUAUGGCUACAAUCGGUGUCAAUCCGACGAAAGACGAGAACUGUCAAGAGAAGGAAAUGGCAGGUGUUCCAGGUCAGAAGAAGUCUGAAAGGAUGCUCGUGCAGAUUGGUGAUUUGAAGGUUUGUCAUUCGCCAACAUCAUUCCACCUCAGAUUCGAGACACAAAAAGACGACCGAGAACUUAAGAAAACUUCGGCAGACUUGAGUGGAGGUACAUUUUCAGAGAUGGAGAAGAAGACAGCGGAUAAUUCCAAUGCUUUCACUGGAUUGUCGGAAGAACAUAGACAAACUUUUUUGGUUCCACUCACCCCAAUGAAAAUCACGUACGCCCGACGUCUUCGGACCAAGACUCAGCCUGAUGGUGAAUGUACGGACGAUGAAAGAAUUGUUGUGGAGGUUCAACCGAUGAUUGUGGGUGGUGAAGAGCUGGGGUUGCGGAACGAGAGCCCAGUAGCUGAAAAGUCUGGAAGCUUAGAUUCGGAAAAGUCAAAGGAAAACCUGGGGGUGAAUCUGGCUGAAGUACAAAAUUGGAACAAUCCUAGGGUACAAGAAGGAAGCGAAGAAUGCCAUGAUAAGUCUGAGACCCUUAAACAUGUUCAUAUUUUUGAGCCAGAGGUGAAUAAGACAACCAGGGCCUCAUCAGCGGCCAUCAGUCAGAUGCAUAGUGCUUCCGAGAAAGGUCAGAAAGCCUCUUCAGGAAGUACAUGCAGCAGAAGUCUAGAUGAAGGAGCUGAAACUCUCACAAAGCUGAGCUCCCCAACAGAGCAGUCUGAGGAGAUGAUGUUUACAGCAGCAGUUUAUCCCGUAGAGGAAACAAGAUGCACAAACUUGGAGGACAAAGACUCAACUUCCAUGAUAAAUUUACGUGAAGGAAGGUUGGGUAGACUAGAUACCGAUCAAUCUAAAAUCGAAGGAGAUUCGGUGUGCUCCGAGACGAAAGCUCGAUUAGGCAGUGGCGAACCUGUCUUUGAAUGGACCAGGAGGGGACAUGAAGACAAGAAGCAAAAAUACAGUAUAAGUUCAAGUGCUCCGUCACCUUCUAGCAGACUCCCUUCUUUUUGCAGGAAGAAUGUUUCCCACAGUACAAAUUCUUUGCUGCACGAGGAACAUUCAGAGAUGCUCUCAGAUGUCGAGGUCGAGGUUCGGCCUGAGUUGCCGCAAAAGCGUGGGAAUGAUCGAGAGUAUCACCUGAGGACAAGACGCGAUCAACUAGAGGCUGAGCUGCAGAAACUUGACGCUGAGAUUAGGAGAACAAGAGCAAAACUUCAAACGAAGCACUCAGUUUUCGAUGCUAAAGACCGAGAAUGCGACCAAAUUGCUUUCACAAUUAUUGCACCUGAAAAGCCAAUUAAAGCUUCUGCGAGGUGCAUCGGCAGCUCUGAUAAUGGUGGGGUUUUGCCUGAUGACACGGCCAGUAUUAACUUGUCCUGUCCUCUUUCUGCAAAUCGGGCUCUUUCAGAUUUACCCAAGCAGAUAACACAUCCGUGUUUACCUGAGUCAGCGGGAUCAACCCCUUGUAAGACUUUAGACAGCAGAAGGACAAACUCUACAUAUUCUGAGUCGUUCAUAACUGAGGACAUAGAGAUGGAUGGGGAAAUGUCUAACACGAGGAGCUUAGAUGAGGUUCAUAAUGUUGGAGAAAGAUAUGAAAAUCAGUAUCACACAUUUCUUAGACAGCCUAAGCUCUUAGAUGAGAGACCAAAAGAAAGCGGAGAGAAAGGCAAGCCCAAUGCUGAGAUUCCAACUGAAAUAUCAGAAGAAGUUAUGAAUUGCGAAGGUAUUAGCCCUCAAGAUGAAUUCGUUGACGAGGGAUCAGAGAACAGCACAGGAAGGAUACCAUGGAGACAGUUUGGUGCUGUAACUCACGGAGGAGGAGAGGCAACAGUAACUUCAAAAUCUCCCCAGUUGAAAAGCCGUUCUUCGAGAUAUUUGGAGCAUCGGGCCAAUACUAGCGCAUCUAGACAGCUGAAACCAACUUCACAGAACGAAGAAAAUGAGAUUCUGUCAUUUAAUGUGGCUAUGAAGUACAAUACUCUCUUAGAAGCUGUUGAGGACUUCACAAACUGCGUGCAAGAGAAGAAGAUUGGAGCUCUCUCAAAUAGGGAUGAUAGAUCUCAUGUGAAGGAUACGACGUGGGGGGUACCUGUAAUGAAGGACGACAUGAUGGACAGCGGUUCGACGCCAAGAAGUUCAGGCGUCGCACCAGCACAUGACUCAAAAAUUCAGGAAACCAGCGUAGAAAGCGUACCUCGAGGCAGAAGAUCGAUCCAUGCCCUACAGAUUACAGGAGAAGAAGAUAAGCUUAUGGUAGAGAAAGAUAAGGCUGAUGGUGGCGAACAACCUAUUGGCGACAUCAAAUUGGGCAGUAGAGAUGCUCAAGGGUAUCGAGAGGGUGUCUGCAGCAGUCUUCAAUUUGGAAGCUCUCUUUUUCGAACAACGGCAGGUGUUUCCAAGACUGAACUCCCCCCCUGGAAGCAUUCUACUUCUCCAAUUAUACAAAACGAAUGGUUGCUCAAUUGUAAGGAGAAUGAGUCAGCAGAGGAUGAACCUAUACCAAACGAAAGGGAGGCCGAUGAAGUUCCCAUCACUACGAAAAUUCCGUCACACCUUCAAUCACAAAAAUGCUCAGAAGUGGAGAACGUGGUGGAUGACUCACCGUCAAGCUCAGAGGAUUGGAAACAAGGAAAUAUUAGGACUAGGCCACCGAUCAUCAACGACAACAUUCACUCGAGCCAAUUGCCAUCAAGUUUAAGACAUGGAAAUAAAGAGAAGAGUAACAGUAAUUCUUGCGUCAGCAAUCCAAGCCUGCCAGUCCAACAGCCAACAAACCGCACUUCAAAGACUGAUAAUAUGACGGAAGAUUCAUCAUCAAGCUCAAAGAAAGAUGAGGAUCCCAGAAAAAUGGAAAGUGCCGCUGUCAUCGGCCCGAUGUUACAGCAUCCCAAACUACUCGGGCAGAUUGGACAGGAGAUUCCUUCGACACUCAAGGACUCGAUGGCCCCACAGGAAAAAUCCGAAUUCUCGCCAGUAUCAACAGAUAGCCUGAUUGAUGCAGUUAGUGAGUUGUUUGCAUCAAAUUCUGAGAGAAAAAGCGCUGACCUGACCAGCCUCCAAGAUGAUAACUGUUCGAUUUAUGAAGCUUACAGGAUUGGGCAGCCAAGGAGAGCAAGUUCUGAAAUACCUCAAAACUUGUCGGAGGAGUCGGAAAGAGAAGAUUUCAGGCCCUUGCAGCGAAAAACAGCUCCUCUGAACCGCUCCAAAGAGGACAGAAUGUCUGUUCUUGAGGCUGCAGAAAGCGCGACAUGCCUGCUACAAGACCGUCAGACAAAACUUCUCACAGACCCUUCGUACACUGAUGUCCAUUUGACAUCUGGACAUUUGUCCACGGACAAUUUGAAUGAGCUGGUAAUGCGCAGAAGACUUGACAGAAUGCGCCAUUACCACCCAGAGAGCGUUCCAUUGGAAAUCAAAGGUUUGAUGCCCACUCAGCAGAGUCCAAGACCUUCGAUUCGAAUGGCCGAGGGGUUGAUGACAGAUGAGUGUUCAGAGAUGAUCUCUGCCUCCCAAAAAAACAAUGGAUUUAUUAGAAAUCCGCAAAAUAAGCUUCCACACUAUGGACUCCCUCUACCUCAAGGCUAUUCCAUCAGCAUGGCAAACGCUCCUUUGAGGAGCUACGGGCCCCUAGAAGACUCCGGUAAGAGUGUUAUGGCAGAGGAAGCCAAGUCGUCAGCAGACUUACAUCAAAGUGCAGAAUUACGUCUUGAGAUCGUCGAGCAGGGUUUACCCGAGCGACAGUUGUGCCCACCUUUGACCAAAAGAAGAGAAGAAGAAACAUGUGCUGACAUAAUGGACGGUCUUCGAUAUGAUUUUCAUGACUCUCGAAACAGAGGGAAAAAGCACUGGGAAAAAUUGGUUGCGCUACUCCAGAAUAAUGAGAAAAACCGUUCACUACAAGUGCCAUCUUCAUCCCCGCAGAAUCCGUUGGCUCCAGCUGUCCAAGUGAGGUCCUCGCAGGUUGAAGAUGUUGCAAGAGUCUUAUUUACAGAACUUAUCACUCGGACGGAUGUGCCAGAAGUCAUUGAUGAACUUGGCACAGCACGUGGGGACAUAUUUCGUGAUUGUUCGCAUGUGAAAGAAACAUGUCAGAGGUCCAUCUUACUGGAACCAAGUUUUUUAAUGUCAAAGGACAACAUCGGGUUUAAAGAACUUGGUAACAAAGGCGAUGAUGCAAGAGGAAGUUGGAAAAGAGUACUUUCACCCGUUCUCCUCUCAAAAGACUCGAUGCCAUCGGAGACAUUGGCAGGUAUGUCUCUGGACAGAGGAGAACCUGUGAGGGAUGAGACAUUGACAUCUGAGGAGCAGCAAGGAUUUCUUUGCUCCAAUAGCUUCGGCCUUCUUACAAAUGACAAGCAAUUACGUUUGGCAAGAGACAUACACAUCACCGUGACCGCAGAAGACAGCAAAGACUGCACGUCCCCAAGAUUUGGAUCAAAGUGUACAGGUGAGUCGAUCACGACGACUAAGGAAGAAGAAAAAGCUGAUCUGCAAUAUAGCGGCCAACUUUCAACGCCAUUACUAAAUCUGGAUAUCUUGAGGUCUCCACCGAGACAACCACUGAAUCUCUUCCCAUCCUUGUACGGAAUUGGAGGGAGAAAUGUAUCUAAUAAGUCUGAAGAGUCUGAUGUUAGCGAGGAACUGGAAGAAUUUGAAUCCGAACUUGAUGGAGAGAAUUUGGAUAGAAGUAUUUCAAAAGGAACCAAAGGUGGGGAAAUUCUGAAGGUCCACUCACCUCUUGAUGCGACCAGCUGGAAAUUAACAGAAAUGUCCUGCGGGUUGGGGACCGAUUCCUUGAAAGUGUCAGUCUGUGGCUCUGAGACAGAUUUGAGAACGGAGAAUCCCAACAAUAUUGUGGAUAAACGAGGAGAAAUUGUCUUGACCAAGAGCAAUGAAGGCGGGGAUCUCACCGAAAGUAUUUGUCCUCGUGACUAUGUGAAGCUUGACGACAGUAGCGCAUCAACGCCUAUCCUUUUAAGUAAUCUAGGGGAAGUUAGACACGAGGAAUGCAUGGCUGCGGUAUCCAAGGGAUUUGAACACCUCGAUCUUGACACUCAGAGUUCUUGGUCGGAAGGUCAUGGGAGAAUGGAGACUUAUCAAAAAAUUUCUAAUCCAAGUGGUGACGAACGGUUUGACGGGGUAGAGGUUGUCAGGACUCACUUAGAGCAGUCAAAAUCACAAGGAGGAGAGCACAUUUCAACAACUCCUCCAACUGCUGGAGACUUUACCAGUCAAAAGAGUCAACCAUGUACAUCGUGGUUGUCAGAAGAAGCCUCUAGACUUGUGGAAUGCUUCCUCUCAAGUGGCUCAGAGCUUCUCGACAGGGCAUCUCAGGUCUCAAGAGUGAUUACCAGUUCUUCAGUAGUAGAUAAUAAUCCUGGAAAAUUCCCUUCCUUGGACUGUAAUGAUGAUACUAAGGAAGUGACAAAAAAAGACUCGUCUUUCUCUUGUGGCUUACCACACAAUUUUUUUUCAGGGUCAUCAGAAACUGCAGAGGAUGACCCAAGCGACCAAUCCAUUACAUGUGAUCCAGAGGGCGCUAAAGAGUCUGAGAUUGUGAAUCUUUCAAGACUAGACCAGAUCACGGAGAACUUCACCGUGCAAGAAGAGAACAUUGAAUUCCUGCCUUCCUCAAGAUCCGCUCACCAAUCUUGCAAACCAGGGUUGGUUCUUCCCGCGGACUCACUCAGUGAUAUUCAAAUUGUUCCUUUUGCUCCAGAACAUACCGAACGGUUUGAAAGGCAAGUUGAAUUGGGAACCAAAAAAUCAUGUGGUUUGCGAGAAACGACAUCGAAAGAAACGGAGUUACUAGAAUUUCGAGAAUUCAUGAACUCUGUAACCACCUCUGUACCUCAGAUGGCUUCUGCGCUAGCCAUCUCCCUGCAGAUUCCAGAGAUGAGACAAGGACGCUUGCAUCAUUCCAAUAGCAGUAUUUUUGAUGAAGAGCUGAGUCUGUCAGGAGAAAACAGUACCUUGGAGGUCGCGUGUGAAGAUCGCCUGGUGGAGAAUUCACAGCUGAAGGUAGUUGAAGAUAAUGAAAGCUCCAGUAGUUACAAUGAAGGAUCCUGCAUACCGGGAGGACAACAGGCGGAAUAUAUGAAUUUCGAAAUGCCCUACGCUGUUGAAACUCAGGACAGCAACGAACAAAAGCUGUGCAGGUUUUCUUCAGAAGAUAGUAGUACCGUGACAGGUCAUGACCAAGAUAGCAUCUGUUCUCUUGAUGGAUCUGGUGGAUCUCAAGACCUUGAUGGAACUCUGGAGGAUAUCAAACUGCAAACAGCAGCAAACAGGACGGGGAAGCACAAUAUGAUGGCAGACACUUUGACUGAGAUGCUCUUUGAAACUUUGCUGGCAGAGGGAUUAUCCGAAUAUGCCUGUCCAUCAAAGUCAAUUUCUCAAACAGCAAGAGACGCCAAUCAGACAUUGACCGUAUCAAAAACAACAAAAUCGAAGAACAAGAGCAGAUCAAAAAGAGGAUUUGUGGUAGUCCUGAAACACUUCCUGCCAACAGGUUGGAGAGCAGCCUCUGUGAAACAUAAGGCUGGUUCGUUUUUAGAGGUGGAAGGAUUGAGGCCACACCCUCUGAGUUCAGUUUUCAAAAAAUCGUCAUCGAUCUCGGAAAAUGAAGCACUCACUGGAACCUUCCAUAAUGGUUAUACUUCAAAGGAUAACUUUGACGAUUUCAGUUUUCUGCAUAGAGCUACAACUGAGACGGCUAUUCCUCUUCUCAACAGCAAAGAUUACGUCCAGUCUUAUGUACAUAAAACUCUAGAGCUUUCCCGUCUUCUCAAUGAUCCAAGUCCUUCAAACUGGUUUGACUCAAAUGUUCCAGUUGGCCAAGAAAUCUACAGACGAGUGAUGGAGACUGAGCGCAGCAGUAGAUUUGGCACCUUAAACCAGAGCGAAUGGCAGCUCCACAACAAACUGCUGUCAGACUUGGUCAAUGAGUCGCUUAUUAAGAUUUCUGUUACAGUUCAGCAGUCUCAUUUGAACAGUACUUUGGCAGUUGAUGGUGGUAACCUCGUGAACGCUGUCACAAGUAGAAUAGUUGAGCAUGGAAGCACGGCUUUGAAACAUGGCCCUGAUAUUGACAAGGUGGUUGGCAAGGUUUUGGAUGAGGAACAAUGGGAGAUAUGCCCUGAAGAAGCAAGAGAUGUGGUUUCUGAUCUAGCUCAGGGAAUAUUGUGUGAUUUGAUAGAUAGGUUUGUACAAGAAAUGAUAAAAGGCAGAAACAAUACCUGCAGUAGGAUUAGCCUUAUGUAAGUGAAUCAAGAACAAGAUAGUUUCACUUUGUGUACAAUAGGGGUUUUAAUGUGAGCCCAAAGGGUGUACAGAUUAAUGUAGAUGGUUAGCUAUUAGACUCGGUCUUCUGUAUGUACUUCUAUUACGAGGAU
Molecule: messenger RNA, 12395 nt
Organism: Marchantia polymorpha subsp. ruderalis
Lineage: Eukaryota; Viridiplantae; Streptophyta; Marchantiopsida; Marchantiales; Marchantiaceae
Source: the annotation of a GenBank genome assembly